Molecule: messenger RNA, 740 nt
Organism: Hyalella azteca
Lineage: Eukaryota; Metazoa; Arthropoda; Malacostraca; Amphipoda; Hyalellidae
Exons: 4
Coding region: 121-573 (150 amino acids)
Biological process (GO): rRNA processing
Source: RefSeq, a predicted model, not a curated record
CUGAUUAUGUCUCCAUAGACCAUUUUAAAUGCUUAAUGCUAAUCAACAAAUUUGUUCAUUAUUGAUUAAAAAUUGGCAACAUUGAAGAUUUGAAGUUGUUUAUGUAAAAUUUACUUCCAGAUGCAGAAAAUGGUGAGCCACUCUCAUUAUGGUCCCGGGAACGCUCCCUCACUACUCCAUCUUAAACGACAGAUACUACUAGAAAUACUGCAGUCUGAUGGCACCAUUUUAGAAGGAAAGUAUGAAGAAUCAAUCCCAAAAACAACCAAGAAAGAACAUGACCAACCACGACCACUGUCUAAAAAGCGGAAAACUGACAAAUUGUACAACACUGCUCUUGAAAACACCAAUGUGGUAAAGGAGAAGAAGCUGAGAUCUUUAGCCACUAAGGGCGUGGUUCAAGUGCUCAACACUUUAGAGCAAUGCCAACAAGAGAAGAAGAGAGCCUCUAACACGUAUGAUAAGAAGCCCACUUCCCAGGUUUCCGAAAUGUCUGCUAUUACCUCUGGCAACUCGGGUCUCAUGAAUUUUUUAUUGAAGAAAACCAUGGUAUCUAUCUUUUGUGUUAUUUGAGUGGUCUGCCUCAGCUCAAUAUUUAUUAACGGGACUAGAUAAAAUCAUUCCAUUCUUGAAAAUCUGCAAUUUGUGUUUCAAAAAAAUUCAACUGUUUCAAAAUUUUAGCUAGAAAAAUUUUUGCUGGAACAGAUUGCUUUUGAUGUUGGAUAUUACUGCCAAACUCA